Molecule: messenger RNA, 3893 nt
Organism: Cyprinodon variegatus (sheepshead minnow)
Lineage: Eukaryota; Metazoa; Chordata; Actinopteri; Cyprinodontiformes; Cyprinodontidae
Product: poly [ADP-ribose] polymerase 12-like
Exons: 11
Coding region: 50-2146 (698 amino acids)
Molecular function (GO): NAD+ poly-ADP-ribosyltransferase activity; metal ion binding
Source: RefSeq, a predicted model, not a curated record
AUGAGGUCAGAUCAGCUGUUCCAGCAGUUCAGCACAGACGCAUUUUAUUAUGGCUUCCACAGAGUUAGUUAUCAGCGUCCUGUGUGACAACUACGGAUGUUUGGCUUUCGAACAGCUGCUAGAACUCGCUCAGAGCAAUUUCGGCUUUGAGGUGACAGACCUGCGCUCAGUUCUUUUCGACGAUGGUAAAAUAGCGAUUCGAGAAGGAAAGCAGCCAGCCGCCAGCGGUAAUAUGAUCAGGCCCGAUAGUCUGGUUGUUGCUAAAACCAGUUUGAGGCUUUGUCAGAAAAAAGCUGGAGAAUGCGCCCAGUGUGAUUGCUUACACCUGUGUAGGUAUCUUGUAGUUGGAAACUGCACUUUCGGUGCCAAGUGUAAAAACCCACACAGUCUGGCUUUUCGACACAACGCUCGACUUUUAAAGAGAUAUGGUCUUCAGAAGUUAACAGAUAAACAGUUGGUGCAACUUUUGCUGCAAAAUGAUCCUUCCCUCCUUCCUGAGGUAUGUCCACACUACAACAAGGGCGAUGGUCAGUUUGGCUCCUGCAAAUUUGCCAGUGGCUGCAAAAAGCUCCACAUCUGCCUGCAUUUCUUACAAGGAGACUGUAAGUUUGGAUCCUCGUGUAAGAGGCAACAUAAUUUUGAUGAACAAGCGAUGAAGCUUUUCAAAGGAUACAGUGAGGAGAAUAUUCAAAACCUUUACAAGAUCUAUAGGAAUAAAUACAUCAUCAUUGGUCAACUUGAGAAGCCAACUGCUGUUCCAGUGCUUCCGGUGGCGAGAACCAGCCCACAGCAGCCUGUCCAUCAGCCUCCUCAAAACAAACCUGCAUCUCCGACUAAAUCCGUCACCUCCUCUAAACCAAUAACUGAUGCAGAGCGAAACGAGAUCUGCCUCUUCUUUAUUCGCAGAAACUGCAAAUUCAAAGAGAAAUGCGGUCGUGUCCACUGGCCCCUUCCUUACAGAUGGCAGGUUUUAGACAAGGAUGGCAAGACCUGGAAGGACUUGGUUAACAUGGAGGAAGUAGAGAAAGCAUUCUGUGACCCAUCAUGUGAUACGAGCUGCAAAGAUACACCUGCAACAACAUCCGUAUUGUCAUGGUUUUUUCCUUCGCGAAGCGCUGCGUCAAACAGUGAGCCUUAUGUGGACUUCAUAAGAAUGACAUACGGAGGAUCUCCAGUUCGGCGCCUGUCCACAGCCUCCUCUGUCUCUAAGCCCCCAUACUACAUUUUAACCACAGAGUGGUUGUGGUACUGGAAGGAAAAUGAUGGGAAAUGGGUGGAGUAUGGACAAGGUUCAGCAGAUGCAUCAAUCACUUCUAAAACCCUGGAAAAUGUGUACCUGGCAGAUGGAGAUGCAGAGAUCCCUUUCCAGGCUGGAAACCAAAAGUAUAUUUUCCACUUUAAGGAUGCAGUAGGAAACCAGCAAAUGUAUCAGCAGAAUUUACAGUACCAGACUAAGAGGGAGGUCCGACGGAGGCCUUGCUUUGUGUCUGCUCAUGAUGUGGAGCAGAAGCUCAAGAGUGGGGCAUCACACACCUCUAGCUCCUUUGUCUUGGAAGAUGUCCCAUCCCAUUGGGACAAAAGUGCUCUUCCAGAUCUAGGAUAUAAACUCCUACUUCUGUCCAAAGGAGCAAAAGAUUACAAUAUGAUUGAGACAUUGUUCAAGCGCACCAUGCCUAAUGGUAUCAUUGCAAGCAUCGAGAGGAUUCAGAAUCCAUCUCUGUGGAAAGUCUUUCAAUGGCAGAAGGAGCAGAUGCAGAAGAGGAAUGGAGGGGGACUUGUUAAUCAGCAAUACUUGUUCUACGGGACAGAGGACACAAUUGUUGAUGCAAUAUGUGAGCAAAACUUUGACUGGAGGAUGUGUGGCGUCCAUGGAACAGCCUAUGGCAAAGGAAGCUACUUUGCCAAAGAUGCAUCCUACUCAGACAGAUAUUCCAAGGCUGGAGGGAGUCGAACCAAGACCAUGUUUGUUGCACUGGUCCUGGUAGGUGAAUACACAACUGGAAGCGGCAGCUACGUCCGACCACCACAGAAAGCAGGAAGCAAAGCUCUCUAUGACAGCUGCGUCAAUUCCGUCAGCAACCCCAGCAUAUUUGUGAUAUUUGAGAAACAGCAGAUUUAUCCUGAGUAUCUAAUUAAAUACAGAUAAUUCUGAACUGAUCGUUUGUCUCAAGGUUUGGUUGAGGUAAUAAAUGAUGGUUGAUAGUGUGACUGUAUUUUUUGAAGGAAGAGUAUAUGAAUGCUUAGACUGCCUGCUAUGAGAAGCUAUAGUGAUUCAUUUGUUUCCUCUUUCCAGCCUACAGUUAAUCUCACCCUUUGUCUGCUGUAUUAUUCUGCUCAUUGUCUCUUUAUUUAUUUAAUUUGAGACAAGUCUGUCAGAGUGAGUAUAGUUCAAUGUUUGCUCAGUGAAUCAUCAAUAUUCUUAGGUUAAGAAGGCUAAAACCUUUUAUUCUUUUGCUCUUAAACUCUUUGUGGUAAUCUUACUGCUAAUCUUUUCUUUUUUGGGGUAAGCUUUCCUACUUGGAAAGAAUUUAAUUCUUUAUCAUAGGUACAAUUCAACUACGAGAGAUAAAAUGAGGAAAACCAAAAAAGAAAAAAGACAUACUGUGAGAGUUUAUUUGCAAAUUAUCAGAGAAAAUAAUAAAACAGAAGUUCGGCUCAUUACUUUGUAGGAUAACCUUUGUUGUCAAAGACAGAGGGUAAAUGUUCCCAGUCUUCAUCAGGUUUGAUCACACUUUGUCGGAUAUUUUGGCCUAGUCAUACAGAUCUCCUUUAAAGCAGUGAUGUUUUGAGGCUGUUAUUGGGCCACGGAGGCUUUCCCUCCACAGAUUUUCUAUGGGGUUUAGGUGUUGAGCCUAGCUAAGCUGCUGCAGAGCCUUGAAAUGUUUUUUUUUUUUUUUUUUACGGUGCCAUGUCUGUCCUGUAUGAACAGAGUGGUGUGCUUAAGAUGUCAUGCUGGAAGACCCAGCCUCGUUCCAUCUUAGAUAGUCUCACUGAUGGACGAAGGUUUUGGCUUAAUAUCUCAUGAUGCACAACGCCCUUCAUUCUCCCCUUAACAUGUGUGAGUUUUCUAGUCCCCUUUGCAGAAAAACUGCCCCAUAGGAUAAGAUAUAUAUCUCAUCCUGGGGCAGUUUUUUUUAAUAUAGAAAAACUCUAAAGUUUACUCAGAUGUAACUUAUCCAGUCAUUGUAUGUGCAGAUGUGUAUGUGCAGUAGAGGACAUACAGAAAAAGCAAUCUUAUACUAAAAUAAAAUAUGCCCCUUCUUCAACCCAUUGUAUCCCACUGAAUAACAAGAUUUAUAUUAAAUAUGUUGCUGUCUGGUUAGGUUUAAGUGAAUCUUGAUCUCAAUGAUUAGGAAUAUCAUUUGACCCACUGUGUUUGCUUUAGAAAUGAUCGGUUACUUGGUUUUGCACAUUAUAAUGAUAAUUAAGCAGACGUAUGUGUUUAGUGGUUGUUUUUCUUUCCGUUUAUAGGGAACAGUUUAAUGUUAUAAAAAGGAGGCAUUUACAGUGAUACAUCUGAUCUCAUAUUUGUAAAAUAUAGGCCCUGUUUCUUGUCAAAUAAAGGUAAUACAUGUGUGUUGUUUUGUUUUUGCUCAGUUUUUUAUUCCAAACUGUUUUUUACCUUAGUUAUAAGAUAUUUUAACUAUUUUGUUUGACAGUCCAUCACAGGGCAAGGAUAGAAACUACUUAUGAACCAGAUGUAAACCCACAUUCAUUUUGUGCUAUUUUCUAGAAUAAUCUAAGGUAAAUAAUUUAGAACAAAUGCUAUGGUGUUUAAAUGCGGAAUCAAAAUAAAUGUGGUAUUUAUACACUUAAUGCCUCAUAUAAUAACCUUUCAGUUGAAAUUGGUAAGUUUUUACUCAUAUUAUGUAAAAUCCUUUUUAUUAAUUGAC